AUGGUCCAUUCGCAUUCACUCCUUCUACCGCUGUUCGGCACGGCCGCAAGUGCGGCAAACUUGUGGGCGACGCACUACUCCGGCACCAUCAACUACCUGUCGUUCAACAGCAAUGCCUUGACUCUCAGUAGUUCGGCUUCUACUGGCAACAAGCUCCCUAGUUGGAUUACGUACGACAGUGCUGGAAAGGCGCUCUAUAUUCCAGAUGAGGUCUUCCAGGGCCAAGGAGGCGGAAACUUGGUGUCCUUCUCCACGGGUGCGAACGGCAACGUGACCUCAAUCGGAAAGGGCUCUACACCUCAAGGUGUGUUGACAACCUUCAAGCUGCCAUUGAAUGGCGGACAGCCGCUUCAGACAAUCAAGUACACUGGUAAAAGCGUCAACCCUUACCGACAAGAAGCUCCUCAUCCGCAUCAUGCUUUUGUGGACCCGUCUGGCGACUUCUUGAUCGUACCUGAUCUCGGAACCGAUAAGAUCAGAAUCAACAAGAUUGACCAGACAACUGGCAAUCUCACAGAAUGCGGUGCUGCUUUGCCGCCACCUGGAACAGGACCAAGGCACGGUGCCUUCUGGGCGCCGGCAGGAGCGAACUCGCGCGUUCGCCGAGCUGCAGACGGCACAGUCCUCUUCAUCGCCAACGAGCUCUCCAACAGCGUAUCGGCAUGGGCGGUGUCAUACCCAGCGUCAGGAGGCUGCAUGUCUCUGACCCUGAAGCAGACGCUCACACCGUACCAAGGCAACGCCACCGCCGUCUCUGGUACCAAGGUCGGCGAGAUCAAGGUCAAGGGAAACUUCGUCUACACCAGCAACCGAAACGACAAGAAGUUCAGGCCCAACGACUCAAUCACCCAAUUCAGCAUCUCUCCUAACGGAAGCCUGACAUGGACUGCCCUCACAUCGUCCUACGGCACAUACCCGCGUACUUUCGAUAUCAACAAGGCCGGUGACUUCGUCGCUAUUGGUGAUCAAACCACUUCGAACGUAGCUAUCGUACCAAGAGAUCCGGCGACUGGCAAGUUGGGAGAGCGCGUUGCGGACCUCAGGAUCGGGGCUGCCGGUAUUCCGGAGAACGAGGACGGUCUCAGCGCGGUUGUCUGGGCCGAGUAG
Alternaria metachromatica is the source of this 1107-nucleotide messenger RNA. RefSeq lists its product as uncharacterized. Lineage: Eukaryota; Fungi; Ascomycota; Dothideomycetes; Pleosporales; Pleosporaceae. Gene Ontology annotation, molecular function: 6-phosphogluconolactonase activity; protein binding. The transcript is spliced from 2 exons. The coding region runs from base 1 to 1107 and encodes 368 amino acids. The record is from RefSeq and is a predicted model, not a curated record.